UUGUUGCUUUGACUGUGUCCUGACCGCUAGCUGAUUAACUAUGAAGUAAAAGGAGGGGAGAAAAAACUUUAUCUAAAUAAGAAACGCAUGGUGACGUCAAAGAUAACCGCAGAUUGAACUGAACGCCUGCUUGAAAUGUUUACAUGCAGAUAGCAAACGGUCAUCGCUUCCAUACUGGCUGAAUAAGCGGUCUGCUGUGGAGCAGCCAGUCAAGAUGGACACCGCUGAGGAAGCGGACAUCUGUCGGGUCUGUCGGUCAGAGGGGACCCAGGACAAACCGCUCUACCACCCUUGUGUUUGCACAGGCAGCAUCAAGUUUAUCCAUCAGGAAUGCUUACUGCAGUGGUUAAAACAUAGUAGAAAAGAAUACUGUGAAUUAUGCAAACACCAGUUUGCAUUUACACCAAUCUACUCUCCAGACAUGCCAUCUCGCUUGCCUGUCCAGGAUAUCUUUGCAGGGCUGGUCACCAGUAUUGGAACAGCCAUUAGAUACUGGUUCCACUACACACUGGUGGCCUUUGCCUGGCUCGGUGUGGUGCCUCUCACAGCAUGUCGUAUCUACAAGUGUUUAUUUACUGGCUCCGUGAGCUCUCUUCUUACCCUGCCUUUAGAUAUGCUUUCAACGCAAAACCUGCUUGCCGACUGCCUCCAGGGCUGUUUUGUGGUCACAUGCACACUGUGUGCCUUCAUCAGCCUGGUGUGGCUCAGAGAGCAGAUUGUCCACGGUGGCGCCCCUCAGUGGUUAGAGCAGAAUCAGCCCCCUCUGGUUCCUAACCAGCCCAACGGCCCGGCACCAGCUAAUGAGGGUGGUAACGCUGCACUCAAUGCCCAGGCCGGUGUCGAUGCCGCAGCUGCCCAGAACCCUGCUGACCGUGCUCCAGACCAGCUGGCACACGCCAACCCACAAGAAGCCGGCAACCACGGAGAUGAAGCCGAACUGGACGAUGAUGAGGAUGACGACGACGGGGAGGAUGACGACGAUGACGACGAUGACGAUGAGGAAGGCAGGGAAGAGGAUGCUGCUGAUGUCAAUAAUGCAGGGCAAGAAGAUUUGAACUGGAACGCCCUGGAGUGGGACCGUGCUGCAGAGGAGCUGACCUGGGAAAGGAUGCUUGGGCUGGAUGGUUCCCUAGUUUUCUUGGAGCAUGUUUUCUGGGUGGUGUCUCUCAACACGCUCUUUAUCUUGGUAUUUGCUUUUUGCCCGUAUCACAUUGGCCAUUUCUCAGUGGUAGGACUGGGCUUUGAAGACUAUAUCAAAGCCUCACACUUUGAUGGCCUCAUCACCACCAUCCUGGGGUACAUCCUCCUGGCUGGAGCUCUCAUUGUCUGCCAUGCACUGGCUUCAUUAGUGAAGUUCCAGCGGUCCAAACGCCUCCUGGGUGUCUGCUACAUUGUUGUCAAGGUGUCCCUGCUGGUUGUCAUGGAGAUAGGCUUGUUCCCGCUGAUUUGUGGUUGGUGGCUUGACAUUUGUUCGCUGGAGAUGUUUGAUGCCACUCUCAAGGACAGGGAGCAGAGUUUUGACUCGGCUCCUGGCACCACCAUGUUCCUCCACUGGUUGGUCGGUAUGGUCUACGUCUUCUACUUUGCCUCCUUCAUUCUCCUGCUCAGAGAGGUGCUUCGGCCAGGUGUACUUUGGUUCCUGAGGAACCUGAACGAUCCAGACUUCAACCCGGUCCAAGAGAUGAUCCACCUGCCCAUCUACAGACACCUACGGAGGUUUAUACUCUCUGUGGUGGUGUUUGGCUCCAUAGUUCUGCUGAUGCUUUGGCUUCCCAUCAGAAUCAUUAAACUGUUUUUCCCAACCUUCCUUCCCUACAAUGUCAUGCUGUACAGUGACGCCCCGGUUAGCGAGCUGUCGUUGGAGCUGCUGUUGCUUCAGGUUGUUCUGCCGGCGUUGUUGGAGCAGGGUCACACUCGCCAGUGGCUCAAACGCCUCGUCCAUGCCUGGACAUUCACAGCUGGAUACGUGUUUGACCUUCACUCAUACCUGCUGGGCGACCAUGAAGACGAGGACAACCAACCAAAUAACCCUCCCGGUCGCCAUAACAACAACCGGAUUCCCGGUCUGGGGGAGGGGCUUCACGCUGCCCAUCAGGCCAUUCUGCAGCAGGGCGGUCCAGUGGGUUUCCAGCCGUACCACCGGCCCGUCAACUUCCCACUCAAGAUCGUUCUGCUCAUUGUCUUCAUGUGUGUGACACUGUUGCUAGCUAGCCUAAUCUGCCUUACUUUGCCGGUGUGUGUUGGUCGAUGGCUGAUGUCUUUCUGGAUGGGCAGCGCCAUGGUUCAUGAGCUGUACACGGCAGCCAGUGGUCUGUAUGUGUGCUGGCUGUCCAUUCGAGCCGCCACAGUGCUGCUGUCCUGGAUGCCACAGGGACGGACAGUCAUCAUGCUCAAAGUCCACGAGUGGGCGCUUAUGAUCCUGAAGACCGUAGUGGUCGCCGUGCUGUUAGCCGGGGUGAUUCCUCUGCUGUUGGGUCUGCUGUUUGAGCUGGUCAUCGUUGCUCCUCUCAGAGUCCCACUGGACCAGACACCUCUGUUCUACCCCUGGCAGGACUGGGCCUUGGGUGUGCUUCAUGCUAAAAUCAUUGCUGCCAUAACAUUGAUGGGGCCUCAGUGGUGGCUCAAAACUGUUAUCGAACAGGUCUAUGCAAAUGGUAUCCGAAACAUCGACCUCCAUUUCAUCGUGCGAAGGCUUGCUGCCCCAGUCAUCUGUGUCCUGCUGCUGUCUCUCUGUUUGCCCUACACCAUCUCUAAAGGCAUCACACCACUGCUGGGAGUGCAGCCAAAGAUGCAGACGCUGGUGGAAAGGAGAAUCUAUCCUUUCCUGCUGAUGGUGGUCAUGCUGUUGGCCAUCCUGUCCUUUCAGAUACGUCAAUUCAGACGCCUCUACGAACACAUCAAAAAUGACAAAUACCUGGUUGGACAGCGACUGGUGAACUAUGAACGUAAGACAGGAAGGAGCACGUCCACCUCCUCCUACAGCACCUCCUCAUAGACCUGACACCGCUGUAGGAUCAGUGGAGCCGACUCGCUCUGCUCUUGCAGUGAAAACUCCCUGCUUGACUGUCAACUUAAAACACAACCUGUAAACUUUUGACUACAGCCUGAUCCUUUUGUUCACCCACAUCAACAUCUGCAGCAAUCACAGGUGGGGAGACGUUGAAGAUGAACACAGAAGUCUUCACAGAAAAAGAAUUUCUGAACAAGGUUGUUAAUCAACCUUCAGGAAACUGUCAGCAUGACUGAAUCUCAGCAGAACCACAAACUGUCCGUCUUUUUACACGUGUCCGGUUUUCGCCUCUGAUGCAGCUGACAUUUUCAUUCGUAUUUACUUUGUUUUUACAAAGGUUUGGGUUGAAGUCGGGUCACUCGAGCAUAGCUUUUACCUCAAAUUGUGCUUCCCUUUGAAUGUUUGUUGUGAAAUAUUGUCUCGGUCGCACUGAGCGUCUUUUAGACAUUUUUAGAGCAGUGGAGGAGAUAUUUGGACUAUAACGGAAAUGCCUCCAUGGUCCUAUUUCCAUUGCUGAUUUUUCUCAAAUGACACCCUUCAUCAACUUGAGGCUGUCAGUGAUAAGGAGGGACAUAGAUGAUGUAGCAAUGUGAUUGUAUUGUUUUUAGAUGUUAGGUGUGUUUUCAUAGAUUUUUUUCGUGUUAUAUUUCUGGAGUGAGCUGGUAGAUAGUCCUCUGAGGAUUCCUUUGAACUGAAGAUGUAGAAAAAGAAAAGAAGAAAGUGACUUUUUUCUGUGGACACUG
Molecule: messenger RNA, 3753 nt
Organism: Amphiprion ocellaris (clown anemonefish)
Lineage: Eukaryota; Metazoa; Chordata; Actinopteri; Pomacentridae
Product: E3 ubiquitin-protein ligase MARCHF6-like
Exons: 26
Coding region: 215-2995 (926 amino acids)
Cellular component (GO): endoplasmic reticulum membrane
Molecular function (GO): zinc ion binding
Source: RefSeq, a predicted model, not a curated record